Vigna unguiculata (cowpea) is the source of this 465-nucleotide messenger RNA. RefSeq lists its product as uncharacterized. The record is from RefSeq and is a predicted model, not a curated record. Lineage: Eukaryota; Viridiplantae; Streptophyta; Magnoliopsida; Fabales; Fabaceae.
AUGACCGGAGCAGAGGCGACAGACUCAGGUAACCUAGUUGUUGGAUGUUGUAUGAUUGCGGGAAAACCCCGAUGUGUGCUAUAUGAUUCUGGAGCGACACACUCUUUUGUGUUAGAGUCUUGUGUGCAAGAGUUGAUUCUGCCGGUUUGUGAGCUACAAUUUGAUCUUGUGGUAUCUACGCCGGCAUCUGGGUUGGUCAGGACAUCGUUCGUGUGUGCUAGGUGUCCAGUAGAGGUAGAGGGGCGCAUGUUUAAAGUUAACCUGAUAUGCCUACCUCUACAAGGCUUGGAUGUGAUUCUAGGGAUGGAUUGGCUCUCUGCCAAUCGCGUCCUCAUAGACUGUCGGGAGAAGAAGCUGUUGUUUUUCGACUCAGAGGAGCCUGAGUUUAUGUCUUUUCAGGGUGUUUUGAAGGAGAUCCGAGAUGGUGCGCUGUGCUACAAGAUUUUUGCUCAGUUGAAGGUUUAG